Messenger RNA from Topomyia yanbarensis, 6039 nucleotides. RefSeq lists its product as uncharacterized. NCBI's taxonomy places the organism in Eukaryota, Metazoa, Arthropoda, Insecta, Diptera, Culicidae. Gene Ontology annotation, molecular function: protein binding. The coding region runs from base 1039 to 5016 and encodes 1325 amino acids. The transcript is spliced from 7 exons. The record is from RefSeq and is a predicted model, not a curated record.
GGUGAACGGUUUGGACGUCUGCCAAGUGCGCUGAAGUGAUCGGAUACGAUAGCAGAACAGCAAAGAAGUUGAAGAAGAAGAGUGAUAAAAGGAUACGCGCGGUACGGAGCAGCAUUUUUGUGCGUGUGUGUAAAUGAGGAGAAAGGUUUUACCUGUCGUAAAUGCGGUGGUAGGAAAGUGAUCCUCACUCAUUUAACAGUACCGAGGUGGAAGCCUGGAAUCAAACCGCGCGGGUCGUGCAUAAAGUGAGGAAGAAAUUGGAUCAAGUGCAACUUUGUCUGGUGUUGUGUCAACAAGGUUUGUGGCGUGGAUUGCUGCUGCAUAGGGAUUUACGGGAAAAAAUGCACAACCGGUACCAGGAGCGCAGACCGUGCUGAGGCAAAAUGAAAAGUUUGUAAACAAGUGAAAAUUCGGAAUACAUAUCAGCGGGUUUGAGAUCUGUGUUGAAGAGAACCAGGUGGGAAGCCAAAAUUGGAAAGAAAAGAGCCGAUAAUUAAAGAAUAACUGAAGUGAUUAGAAGCGUUGUGAUUGAGUGAGGAGAAUUUAAGGAAAGAGGAAACGUGCAAGUUGGAGAAUAAGUGCGAAUCGGAUGCUUUUGAAUGUACCAUUUCGGAAGAUAAAAAGAGGAACGAACGAGUGCCGUGGAAUAUGUGAUGCCGGAAUUGGCGAAAUCUAGACAAGGGAUUUAAACAAUUGUAAUCCGAGAAAGAUAUAGAAGUAAUCGCCAUACCCGAGAUACAAUGAUUGCAUAACUUGUGAGCGAAACGAUUUCGAAAAGAAAACAACAAAUCCGGAGGAAAGGAUCGAACAAAGGUUGACCGAAGAGGAAAAGUGAAGAACACUAAAUUUGUUAUUGUGAACCUAACCGCAAGAAAAAAAUCGAAACGACGGAAAGGAAUUGUGUACAGGAAUAAAAAAAAUCAAACAAAACUAAAUCGGUUCGUGCUGACGUGAAAUUCUGCGGUCGUUCAUUUUUUCUUCGAGUUUCUCGAAUCAAAGGUCAAACACGCGAAGGUCCUAUUAUAUCCGUCCAUCGAGAUGGAUACCGAAACGUGCUACGGUGGAGGUGACAUUGCCGGUGCCAUCUUCGGGACUUUAUUUGCGGUGGUGCUGCUUGCCGUGCUCGCCUGGUGGCUCUUCAGAAAGGGGUACAUACUGAAACAAAAAGAAUCUCAACUUGUCCCAGAAGACCUCGAGAGCAAGAAAGAUGAAUACGCGUUCGAUAAUCCGGCAUUCAAAACGGGCGAAGGAAACGGCGGUAGUGGCGGCAUCGCCAAAGCCAACUCUCCAUUGGAUCCCAGCUGGACCUCAUCUGCUAAGCAGAACAGCCUCGACAAGCGGAAAACUGUGGAUGAUAGUUGCAUUAACAGCACCACACCGCGGCUAGUGUCCUUGCGCGGGUCAGACUUCACCGGUCUGGGAGUGGAAGUGUACGGUGGCCUCAAGGAGGGCAUUUUCGUGAAGAAAGUCAUGCCCCAGGGCCCAGCAGCUGGUUUCGUAAACACAGGUGACAGAAUUACCAGCAUCACCAUAGAUUUCCGUCACAUUGCCCUGGAGGAUGCAAUGACAAUCCUCAGCUAUGCCUCCCCGUACAAUGUGCAGCUAGAGCUGGUAAGUGGCGAGAAAAAUCCACAGACACAGAGCCCCAAACCAGGACAUCAGCCUCUUUCUCAUCCACUGGUACGAUCUAGUAGUCAGUCAGAUAUGAACACGAUUGAACGUAACUCCCGCAAAAAACUUUUCCCCGGAGAGGAUGCCAGCUCUUCGCUCAAAAUGGAACAGCAUUCUGGUCCACCCAGUCUGAACAAGGUGCUACCAACCGUGCAUAAGGAAAACGAAAAGGAACCGAAGAAGCACUCCUUCAAGCAGCAGAUGAAGGAGAUGAUCGAGGAAAAGUUUCAAUCGCGCCACGCCGACGUUGAGCGCAAGGACUCGAGCGUAGAAGGCAAGAAGGGGCACAAAUUCGGCAUCCGGGUCUUCCCUCCAUCAAUGAAUGAUAAACUAUUCGGUAGAAGUCCAACCAAAAUUCAGGCGGACAAUGAAAACAACAGCAACAUCGAGAAGAAAGAAUCCGAACAGAAGAAAGAGAAAUCCCCUUCUCCUCCGGUUGUGAAGAAACGAACCAAGGAACCAAAAAUCAUUCCCGAUGUGGUAGUAAUCGAAACUGCGAUGGUCGACACGUCCACCAAGCCUAGUGAAUUUGAACGUCAGAAUAGUUUGACCUCCAGUGGAAUCAAGCGUGAUGCAGCUGGAAUUCCGCAGGAAAUGCCCGGAUUCAUGAUGCAAGCUGCAAAUGCUGCGAAGGACAAUCGUAAGUCGAUAAGUGUCGAUGCUGAUAACAAACGAAAGGGAAAGGCUCCCAGACCACCACAGAAUGAAUCGGAGAUGGACGACAGCACUGUUACCACGUACACUAAUCUGAGCAUAGACGUUACCGAUGCGGCAACAAACGGCAACCGAAUGAUGAAUGGAACAUUGGAAAUUGUUUCCGAAGGAGAAACUGAAGAUAUCAAAUUUAAGGCCAGUGAUCGUAUGAAUUUUUCGGAUAACUUUGCUGAAGAGGUGCUGAAUUGUACCAUCGAAAGUAUUUCCGGAAUGGAUAAGUUUGAGGAGGAGGGACCAAGCAACAGCUCAACGCCGAAGAGCGAACGCAAGAAAAGUUCCCGGACGGAGAGCAUGACGCAUGAUGACCAUGAUUCUGACGUCGAACAAACCCCUUCGAGCAACAAAAUCGAGCUAGAUUCCAGUGACAUCACUGUACAUCAGAGUUCUCCGAGUCCGACUAGCAGCGAGGAGUUGAUGGAAGACAGUAACCGACGAACGGCAAGCCUUGGUGAUUUGUCUAAAUUGGAAACCCAGAAGUCAAACCCCGGCAGUAACAGCAACACGCUGGAACGGGCUCAAAGCUUGGAAAUAACAGGAGAUGCGGUUACAGUCGUCGGAAAUGGAGCCGUAGUGGUUGGCACCACAUCAACGGGGAACAAAAAACGUAAAUCAUCCGUUGAAGGACAAGUUCCGGUAGAACCUAAGGAACCCAAACUGACGGUGACCGGCGUUAUGGAUGGACUGAACUCAUUGCAAAGGCUUAAGGGGGCUUCCGCUUGGGGUAACCUAGAGGAUGCCAUAAAUUCCGGAGAGUUGUUGAACAGCUCUUCGGAAUGUGAAUUGAAGAUAUCGACAGAAGAUUUGUCCGAGAAAGGUGUCACCGUCGUAAGAAAUUGUUUCGAUCAAGACCCGAUGAUGCAAAUGGUAACUACAGUAGUUCAAAUGGUAAAUGGCGCAACCAUGAUUAACGGCAAUACCGUGCUACCGAUGGACAUGGAUCAGCAACCACAGCAGAAAGAGGAUCGAAUCGAAAGUGUAACGGUUAUGGAUAAAAUCGCGCCUGCCGUAAUUGUUGCGGAAGAACGCAAGAUCGAGAAGGAUAUCGAAAGGGAACACAUUUCGCUGACCUCCAUCAAUAUGGACUACAAUGGCACAUAUCCAUCUGAGCCUGAUCAUUCCAUGAACAAAACGGACCAUGUAAAGAUUGCCAACUACGACACAAACAUUCCUGAUGACUUGAAGGUAUCGCGAUAUCCAUUUGGAAGCUUGGAACGACCCAAAUCGGAUGUACUGAAGAAACUUCUUGGACAAAAAGAAGAAUUGGAGAAUACACCAUCUGUAUUCAUCUCCGGCGAUAGCGACUCCAAUAAGAUCACGAUUGAAAAUAACUACCACGACGUUGGGGAGCCGAUCAGUUUGACUUUGAUUAACAACACAGAAGUACAUCCUGUAGAAAACGAACUAACCGAGAGCAGCCAAGCUUCGCCAGUGUUUUCCAGCAAUACGAAUGGAAUCAGCAGCAUCAACAUCUCGUCGUUGGAGGUAGAUUUGACCAAGUCACUGAACAGCAAGCCGUUCACCGUUGCCCCCAAAUUUUCCCUCGAUAAUAUCGUCACUAUUUCGACCGAAUCUUCCCAACCGUCAUCCAUAAUUUUGAUAGACGACGAAAAGCUAGAUUUCAGUCUUCAGACUCUAGACGAUUUCGAAGAUAGUAUUGAAAACACGAAUACGACAGUACCUCAUAACAAUUUCGCCUCCGAGAUGAAUAAAACGAUCAUUGAAACGUGCCAAUCUGUCCCGGAGAAAGCAAUCGUCCCAAACAGUUUUGUCACUGAAAUUACUGUAAAGACACCCGAGUCAGAACAAAAUGGAAAGCUGGAAGAAGCCCCGAAAGUGACAAAGAAACCACCAAAACCAGAAAAACCGACAACUCCACCUUCCCGAAUCCCGGUUGAACGACGAAUGUCAAGCGAACAUAGCUACAUCCCACGCAAUACCGAAAUCAAGUUUACCACCUCAACCUACGACUCAGGCAAAAGUCAUGAAAAACGCCCACUAGGAAUCGAUCAAAUCCGGUCCAAUUUCGAACGAAGUAACUCCAAGCCAGACGUUCGCUCGUUUGAGCGCAGCAACUCAAAGACUGACGUUCGCCCAUUCGAACGCAGCAACUCGAAACCGGAUGUGCGUCCCUUCGAACGCAGCAAUUCCAAGCCCGACGUUCGUCCCUUCGAGCGCAGCAAUUCCAAGCCCGACGUUCGUCCCUUCGAGCGCAGCAAUUCCAAGCCCGACGUUCGUCCCUUCGAACGCAGCAAUUCCAAAACCGACGUCCGUUCCGUGUUGGAACGCAGCAAUUCCAAAACCGAAAUCCCAGUCCUGAUACGACGAACUUCGAUCCCCUCGAUUAACCUUCACAGCUCGAGCUUAGUCAACUCCAGCCCGCAGGCGACUACGAACGGCAAUGGUAACGGAAACGGCACCAAAGCGAGUCCAUCGCGCAUCCCAGUGUUCAAUUCUACCAGUAAACUGAACAAUGGUCACGACAGUCCCCGAUCACCUCCACCGUUCGCACACAAUAAUAACAAUAACAAUGGAAGCUUCAACAAUAAUCACAUUAGCAAUAAGGUUUCCGUUAGCAUUACCUCAAUCAAGAACCAAUCGAAACAUCCAAGCGGCAAGUUCACCGGUAACUAAGCGGUUACUCACGCUUGCUGUACUCUACGGUUGCGACUAACCAGUUUGUUAUUUCAUUUCUUAUGGUGCAAUUGAGAAUGUAUGUGUCUGAGAUUUCUGUGGGACUACGAUUAAGUAUCGACGCGUAAGCAUAUUUUUUUGAAUUUAAUUCAAAGUAACCGUGAAAGCUGUACGCACACGAGGCGACAGGACAGACGCUACAAAAAAUAUUCACUAUGGAUUUUGUUCUACCUAUUCCAACGAUAUUUCUGUUAUCGCGUAGAAAUAGCUGAACAAAAUGCAUAGUGAAUAUUUUGUGUAGCGUGUGUCCUGUCGCCUCGUGUGCGUGCAGCUGAAGUAACACCAAGAUCACUACGUAGAACAAUCACGCGAGGGAAUUAUAUUUAGGAUACUGCGGACUGUUGAACUGCACGAAUUUACGGCAUGUCUUCCAUGAAUACCAGAUACUUUCUUAAGCUUGUUGGAGUGGUGUUGCAAAGCAAACAUGUGUAGGUUUUUGUACCCGUCAAUAAUUUGGCAGUCUGAAGACCCAUUUAGUACACUGAUUAACUUUACCCGCAGUGUCCACCAAUUGUAUCUAUUCUUUAGGAUUUAAGCGCAAGCAGGAAUGUAAAUGUGUUAUAACCAGAAAUUAUUUCGAGUAACCGAAUCGCUAGGAACAGCGGAAAUGUUUGGCCAUAUUUACUUCGUAUACACUUUUUAUAUGUGCAUGUAAAAAUAAAUUUAUUGAAACGUGUUGCACCACCAGUUGCAGAAAGCGUAUCUAGUUGUAAGCUAACGAACGCAGCAGUUUAAAUGUUUGUUUGGCCUGGUAAUUAAUUUUUAACGGUGAAGAACAAUCAACUGUACCAUCUUUUCAUACAAAAAACGAUAAUCUCUGAAAAGAGCUCCGCCCACAUGACAAACAAUAAAGAAUUUAUGAGAAGCAAUAAUUCAGUAACCUAAAAAAUCAAGAUUUAAACCAUGUUGUAGGCUAACAUUAUUUUAUUUUUUAUAUUUUAGUAAUAAAACCAUUAAUUCUUA